Fraxinus pennsylvanica is the source of this 1260-nucleotide messenger RNA. NCBI's taxonomy places the organism in Eukaryota, Viridiplantae, Streptophyta, Magnoliopsida, Lamiales, Oleaceae. The record is from the annotation of a GenBank genome assembly.
AUGGUUUCCUUUUUCUGCCUUUCGAAAAUGCCUUUUCCAAUGAGAAUUCAACCGAUCGAUUCUCAAGUAUACAGAGAGUCAUCCAUACGCAACGACACCGUAAAGCCACCUGUGUUUAAGUCGAGGUUAAAGCGGCUUUUCGAUCGGCCUUUUAGAAUUUCAUCGACCGAGAAGCCAACCGCCGGUGGAGAGAAGGAUGGAGAAGCCGACGCGCCGGCGCCGGAUUUUGAGCCUAGCUCUGUUUGGCUGGACAAGAUGGUUCAGAAUUUCAUUGAAGAUACAAAUGAGAAGCAAUCGGCGGCGGCGGCGGCCGCUGCGAAAUGCGGUCGCAACCGCUGCAAUUGCUUCAACGGUAACAACAAUGGCAGCUCCGACGAUGAAUUUGAUUCUUUCUUUGACUCCACUCCAAACUCUUCCUUCAACGACACUUCCGACACACUGAAGAGUUUGGUACCGUGUGCGAGUGUUGUGGAGAGGAAUCUGCUAGCCGACGUUUCGAAAAUUGUGGAAAAAAACAAAACUUGUAAGCGCAAAGACGAUUUGAGGAAAAUCGUUACCGAUGGUCUACUUGCUCUUGGUUACAACGCCUCCAUUUGUAAAUCCAAAUGGGAAAAGUCUUCCUCCAUCCCAGCUGGCGAGUACGAGUAUAUUGAUGUGAUAGAGGAAGGAGAGAGGCUGAUAAUCGACAUAGAUUUAAGAUCGGAGUUCGAAAUAGCACGAUCAACAAGCAAUUAUAAGGUGAUUCUACAGUCUCUACCGAAUAUUUUCGUCGGAAAACCGGAUCGGCUUCUCCAAAUUGUUUCGAUUGUGUCGGAUGCCGCCCUGCAAAGCCUUAAGAAAAAAGAUAUGUAUAUCGCACCGUGGCGUAGAACCGAAUACAUGAAAUCCAAAUGGUUCAGUCCUUAUACCCGAAUCAGGCAGUCAAUCCCAUCAAACGACGCCGUUGAGGUGCCUGCCGGCGCUGAAGCUAAAUACGCACCGGAGACUGAAGAGGGUGUAAAGGAUGAGGCGGAGACGGAUGUUUUGGAAGGUGAGUUUGGGGAAUUGGAUUUAAUUUUUGGAGAGAGAACGUGGUCGUUGCAGUCUGACUUCGAGGAACCUAAAUUGCCUUCAACUCCGGCGAAAGUUUCCGGCGAGGAGGAAAAGCUAGUUUUUUCGAAGGUGACGUGGCAGCUACCGGCAGUGAAGCCCAAGAUUUCCGACGCCGGAAACAGGGUGGUGGUCACCGGAUUAGCUUCACUCCUCAAAGAAAAACUUUGA